Molecule: messenger RNA, 4442 nt
Organism: Condylura cristata (star-nosed mole)
Lineage: Eukaryota; Metazoa; Chordata; Mammalia; Eulipotyphla; Talpidae
Gene: ATRN
Product: attractin
Exons: 29
Coding region: 81-4373 (1430 amino acids)
Cellular component (GO): Golgi apparatus
Molecular function (GO): protein binding
Source: RefSeq, a predicted model, not a curated record
CCUCCCCGCACGGCCAGGCGAAGCCGAGCCGGCCGUGCGGUGUGUAUGUGUUCGCGGGGCGCCGUCUCAGCCCCGGGAAGAUGGUGGCGGCGGCGCCGGCGACUGAGGCGAGGCUGAGGAGGACGGCGGCGACGGCAGCGCCCACGGGCAGGAACGGCGAGCGGCGCCGGGAUCGGGGCGCGAUCGGGACUGGGAGGCUGGGGUUGGGGUCCGGGCUGCGCCUCCCGCGGCUGCUGCCGCCGCUGCUACUGCCGCUGCUGCUCCCGUCGUUGCUGUUGCUGCCCUGGGCUGCCGAGGCCGCGGCGGCAGCUGCGGUGGUGUCGGGCUCUGCUGCAGCCGAGGCCAAAGAAUGUGACCGGCCCUGUGUCAACGGCGGCCGCUGCAACCCUGGCACCGGCCAGUGCGUCUGCCCCGCCGGCUGGGUGGGCGAGCAGUGCCAGCACUGCGGGGGCCGAUUCAGAUUAACUGGAUCUUCUGGGUUUGUAACAGAUGGACCUGGGAAUUAUAAAUAUAAAACAAAGUGCACGUGGCUCAUUGAGGGACAGCCAAAUAGAAUAAUGAGACUUCGUUUCAAUCAUUUUGCUACAGAGUGUAGUUGGGACCAUUUAUAUGUUUAUGAUGGGGACUCAAUUUAUGCACCACUAAUUGCAGCCUUUAGCGGCCUCAUCGUUCCCGAGAGAGACGGCAACGAGACGGUGCCCGAGGUUGUCGCCACUUCGGGUUACGCCCUGCUGCAUUUCUUCAGCGAUGCUGCUUAUAAUCUGACUGGAUUUAAUAUCACUUACAAUUUUGACAUGUGUCCAAACAAUUGCUCAGGCCGAGGAGAAUGUAAGAUCAGCAAUAGUAGCAACACUGUUCAAUGUGAAUGUUCUGAAAACUGGCAAGGUGAAGCCUGUGACCUUCCUCAAUGUGUAAAUAACUGUGGUUUUCCUCACCGAGGCAUCUGUGAGUCAGGUGAUGUCAGAGGAUGUUCCUGUUACCCAGGGUGGCAGGGUCCCAGCUGUGCAAUUCCUGUACCAGCUAACCAGUCAUUCUGGACUCGGGAGGAAUUUUCUAACCUAAAGCUCCCUAGAGCCUCUCAUAAAGCUGUGGUCAAUGGCAAUAUAAUGUGGGUUGUUGGAGGAUAUAUGUUCAACCACUCAGAUUACAACAUGGUUCUAGCGUAUGACCUCGCUUCUAGGGAGUGGCUGACGCUGAAUCAUUCUGUGAACAAUGUGGUUGGUAGAUAUGGCCAUUCUUUAGCACUAUACAAGGAUAAAAUUUACAUGUAUGGAGGAAAAAUUGAUUCAACAGGAAAUGUGACCAAUGAGUUGAGAGUGUUUCAUAUUCACAAUGAAUCAUGGGUGGUGCUCACGCCGAAAGCAAAGGAGCAGUAUGCCGUGGUCGGGCACUCAGCGCACAUCGUCACGCUGAAGACCGGUCGUGUGGUCAUGCUAGUCAUCUUUGGUCACUGCCCUCUCUAUGGAUACAUAAGCAAUGUACAAGAAUAUGACUUGGACAAGAACACAUGGGGCAUAUUGCACACAAAUGGAGCCCUUGUCCAAGGAGGCUAUGGCCAUAGCAGUGUGUAUGACCGCAGGACAAGGGCCCUGUAUGUUCACGGAGGUUACAAGGCCUUCAGCGCCAAUAAAUACCGCCUUGCUGACGACCUCUACAGAUAUGAUGUGGACACCCAGAUGUGGACCAUUCUUAAGGACAGCCGAUUUUUCCGUUACUUGCACACAGCUGUGAUAGUGAGUGGGGCCAUGCUGGUGUUUGGCGGAAACACACACAACGACACAUCCAUGAGCCACGGCGCCAAGUGCUUCUCUUCAGAUUUCAUGGUUUACGACAUUGCUUGUGAUCGCUGGUCAGUGCUUCCCAGACCGGAUCUCCACCACGAUGUCAACAGGUUCGGCCAUUCAGCAGUCUUACACAACAGCACCAUGUAUGUAUUUGGUGGUUUCAACAGUCUCCUCCUCAGUGACAUCCUAGUGUUCACCUCGGAGCAGUGUGAGGCGCACCAGAGCGAGGCUGCUUGUCUGGCAGCAGGACCUGGCAUCCGGUGUGUGUGGAAUGCAGGGUCAUCUCGGUGUAUCUCCUGGGAGCUGGCCACUGAAGCACAAGAAGAAAAGUUAAAAUCAGAAUGUUUCUCCAAAAGAACUCUCGAUCAUGACAGAUGUGACCAGCACACGGAUUGUUACAGCUGCACAGCCAACACCAAUGACUGCCACUGGUGCAAUGACCACUGCGUCCCAAUGAACCACAGCUGCACGGAAGGCCAGAUCUCCAUAGCUAGAUAUGAGAAUUGCCCCAAGGACAACCCUAUGUACUACUGUAACAAGAAGACCAGCUGCAGGAGCUGUGCCCUGGACCAGAACUGCCAGUGGGAACCCCGGAACCAGGAGUGCAUUGCGCUGCCGGAAAAUAUCUGUGGCAUUAGCUGGCAUUUGGUUGGAAACUCAUGUUUGAAGAUCACGACGGCCAAGGAGAACUAUGACAAUGCUAAGUUGUCCUGUAGGAAUCACAAUGCCUUUCUGGCUUCUCUUACGACCCAGAAGAAGGUAGAAUUUGUUCUUAAGCAGCUGCGAAUGAUGCAGUCAUCACAGAGCAUGUCGAAGCUCACCUUAACCCCUUGGGUUGGCCUUCGGAAGAUCAACGUGUCUUACUGGUGCUGGGAAGACAUGUCUCCGUUUACAAACAGCCUGCUCCAGUGGAUGCCGUCUGAGCCCAGUGAUGCCGGGUUCUGUGGGAUUUUGUCUGAGCCCAGCACUCGGGGCUUGAAGGCUGCAACCUGUAUCAACCCACUCAACGGCAGCGUCUGUGAAAGGCCUGCGAACCACAGUGCCAAGCAGUGCCGGACGCCGUGUGCCCUGAGGACUGCGUGCGGCGAGUGCACAAGCGGCAGCUCCGAGUGCAUGUGGUGCAGCAACAUGAAGCAGUGCGUGGACUCCAACGCCUACGUGGCCUCCUUCCCCUUCGGCCAGUGUAUGGAGUGGUACACCAUGAGCAGUUGCCCCCCGGAGAACUGUUCUGGUUACUGCACCUGUAGCCACUGCUUGGAGCAGCCUGGCUGUGGCUGGUGCACCGACCCCAGCAAUACCGGCAAAGGGAAGUGCCUCGAGGGCUCCUACAAAGGGCCGGUGAGGAUGCCUGCCCAGGCCCCCACGGGGCACUCCUACCCACAGCCCCUUCUCAAUUCCAGCAUGUGUCUGGAGGACGGCAGGUACAACUGGUCUUUCAUUCAGUGUCCAGCUUGCCAGUGCAACGGCCACAGCAAAUGCGUGAACCAGAGCAUCUGCGAGAAGUGUGAGAACCUGACCACGGGCAAACACUGUGAGACCUGCAUCUCCGGCUUCUAUGGCGACCCUACCAACGGAGGGAAAUGUCAGCCCUGCAAGUGCAACGGGCACGCGUCCCUGUGCAACACCAACACGGGCAAGUGCUUCUGCACCACCAAGGGCGUCAAGGGGGACGAGUGCCAGCUAUGUGAGGUAGAAAAUCGAUACCAAGGAAACCCUCUCAAAGGAACAUGUUAUUACACUCUACUUAUUGACUAUCAGUUCACCUUUAGCCUCUCCCAGGAAGAUGACCGCUAUUAUACAGCCAUCAAUUUUGUGGCUACACCUGAUGAACAAAACAGGGAUUUGGACAUGUUCAUCAAUGCCUCCAAAAACUUCAACCUCAACAUCACAUGGGCUGCCAGCUUCUCAGCUGGAACCCAAGCUGGAGAAGAAAUGCCUGUUGUUUCAAAAACCAACAUUAAGGAGUACAAAGACAGCUUCUCUAAUGAGAAGUUUGAUUUUCGCAACCACCCAAAUAUCACUUUCUUUGUUUAUGUCAGUAAUUUCACUUGGCCCAUCAAAAUUCAGAUUGCCUUCAGCCAGCACAGCAAUUUUAUGGACCUGGUACAGUUCUUCGUGACUUUUUUCAGUUGUUUCCUCUCUUUGCUCCUGGUGGCUGCUGUGGUUUGGAAGAUCAAGCAAAGUUGCUGGGCCUCCAGGCGUAGAGAGCAACUUCUUCGAGAGAUGCAGCAGAUGGCCAGUCGCCCCUUUGCCUCUGUAAACGUUGCCUUGGAAACAGAUGAAGAGCCUCCUGAUCUCAUCGGGGGAACUAUAAAGUCUGUUCCCAAACCCAUUGCCCUGGAGCCUUGUUUUGGCAACAAAGCUGCGGUCCUCUCUGUGUUUGUGAGGCUCCCUCGAGGCCUUGGUGGAAUCCCUCCUCCCGGGCAGUCAGGUGAGUCUCGCAGUGGCCAGCGCCCUGGUGGACAUUUCUCAGCAGAUGCCAAUACUGUACAAAGAGAAGUCAGGAGCCGUGAGGAACCGGAAGCAGCAGCCCCCUGCACAGCCUGGCACCUGCAUUUGAUGCUGGGGCCGGGACUCUCCGAGAGCUGAGCUAGUGUGGCGGACCAGAGCCCUCUGCAGGAGAGGGAGCAGGCAGGGAGAGGCGGUGCGGGCAGAAGA